CUUUCCAGCUGCUCCACCGUGCCGCCCUAUCGUAAUACAGGCAUGUUAUUUAUCCUCUGUGAAGAAGGAUUAAUAUUGCAGUUUGCUCAGGAGCUGUGACCGUCCCCGGUAUCCGUGUUCCUGGACUGUACUGCGUCCAGGUGGCCGAGAUGCACACACCGGAAGGAGGAGCACGACGUCCAUCGAAUUGAAGCUAAAAAUGCGGCAGAAAUUGUUUUAUGGAAUCAUGUCAUAACUGUGGAUUCACUCAAUCGCACGGUCCGCCAUCUUGUUCUCUCUUACGUCGCUUAAUUGUGAAUACGUUUUGUUGUUUUACUCUGAGAACAUCUCGCAAAGUUGCUGUUCGCGGGCUGCCGUCCCCGCCAUGUGUUUUUUGGACUCUCAAACCGCAAGAAUGCUCGGCUCCGGGUCGAUUUACGUCACGCAUCUCGGGCCCGCUUUUUCCAGCUCCCGGUAGGAGUGCGAUGAGGUAAACAGCGAGAAGAAAAACAAGCCAGAGCAGGUUUCUUUUCUUUUUUUCUUUUUUUUUGUGAAUGGGACUUUCUCUCUCUCUCUCUUUCUUUCUCUCUCUCUCUCUCUCGCUCUCUUUUUUUUGUGAAUGAAAAACAACUGGAAAGUCCUGCACGAGCCUUCCCCCCCCCCCCCCCGGACUCUUUUUGGCAGCGGCGCCGAUUGGCUGCCGGGCCCGCAGCCCCACCCUUUUUCUCCGCCGGGAAGCGCUCGCGAUUGGCUGGAGGGCGGGGCUCGGCCUUCAUUCAUAAGUCGCAGCAUUCACAAAGGCUUGAAACUGGAGACCCGAAAGAGGAAAUGCACUAAUCACGAAGCUCCUUUGACAAAAAAAAAAAAAAAGAAAAAGAAAACGCAGGUUGAAGUCGAUCGUUGAAUCCCUCGGAACAGAUUUUGUCGAGUUUAACUUUUAAGUGUUGAAUUCGACACAAAAGCAGUGAUAAGCAUGCUGUGCAGUCACUGACCAUUACUUCCCCUCGGCGGUUUUUUUUUUUUUUUUUUUUUUGUGAAUGGAGCUUAUUAUGCAUGCAUCCUCCACGCAGCUCCAUUCACCUCCUCCUCCUUCUCGUCCCCUCCUCCUCUUCCUCGCUAGUCCUCCACCUCCUCCCUGGUCAGGCUUUUUUUUUUUUUGUUUUUUUUUUGUGUGUGCAGGCUGCAUGCGCGGCUCCGUUCCGCUUCGGCCCAAAUGACCGCAGACGGCUGACGGAUGGACCGGAUCAUGGAUGCAUAUUUGGACCAGCAAGUGCCUUUCACGUUAGCAAACAAGUCGCAAGGAAAUGGGCCCCCAAAUAGACUCUUGAUGGCCGCCAAAAGGAAAUACAUGGACACAGAAUUGCCCCCUCAGGAAUCCGAAGACCUCUUCCAGGAUUUAAGCCAACUCCAAGAGACGUGGCUGACAGAAGCUCAGGUUCCCGACAGCGACGAGCAGUUUGUUCCGGAUUUCCACUCCGAGAACUCGGUGGCCUUCCACAGCCCGCCCGUCACCAUCAAGAAAGAGCCGCAGAGCCCGGGCUCGGACCCCAGUCAGUCGUGCAGCCACAAGCCCAACUUUGGCUUCGGCGCCGGCGGAGAGCAGUGCCUUUAUGCCAGUGCCUAUGAGCAAAAAAGGGGCGCCCCAGGGGGCGCCAAGCGGUCCUGCCCGGGCACCCCCAUGUCCCCAAUGCAGCAGCAUUACUCCCCAAAACCCGCGGCGAGCGGCCGGCCCGACGCCGGCUACAUGAACCCAACCGCCGCUUCGCAGCCGCUGCCCAGCAACGCCUACCCCCUCAACGCCAGAUAUCAGGGCCCCUCGGGAGACCCCGUGUGCCCCCAGUUCCCCGCCACCUCGCAGGCCUUCCAGCGGAUGGCCUCCGCCCCGGCGGGACACGGCGGCGGUGGACUCCCGGGCGGGGGCGGGGGCGGGGGCUACCACCGGCAGCACUCGGACCCCUGCGCGCCCUACCUACAGCAGAGCUUCAAGCAAGAGUACAUGGACCCCCUGUACGAGCGGGUGGGUCACUGCGCGGGACCGGGGCAAGGCCGGGGGCGCGGACCCCAACACCCGCACCCGCACAGGUUCCCGCCGGCGCACAUGAUGGUCAAGCAGGAGCCCGCAGAUUACACCUACGACACAGAUGUGCCCGGAUGUUCUUCCAUGUAUCACCACAGUGAGGCCUUCGUGACCCCCCAGCCGGCCCCCGAAGGUUACGGCUUUGAGAACGACUCCCGCGUGGUUCCGGAAAAGUUUGAAGGCGAAGUCAAGCAGGAAGCGGGCGGCGGCGGCGGCGGGGGGGGCGUGUUCCGAGAGGGGACGCCCUACCAGCGGCGGGGCUCGCUGCAGCUGUGGCAGUUCCUGGUGGCCCUCCUGGACGACCCCGGCAACGCGCACUUCAUUGCCUGGACCGGCCGCGGGAUGGAGUUCAAGCUCAUCGAGCCCGAAGAGGUCGCCCGACUGUGGGGGAUGCAGAAGAACCGGCCCGCCAUGAACUACGACAAGCUGAGUCGCUCUCUGCGCUACUACUACGAGAAGGGAAUCAUGCAGAAGGUGGCGGGCGAGCGCUACGUGUACAAGUUCGUGUGCGAGCCCGAGGCGCUCAUCUCGCUGGCGUUCCCCGACAAUCAGCGGCCCAGCCUGAAGGCCGAGUUCGAGCGCUACGUCAACGAGGAGGACACGGUGCCGCUGUCCCACCUGGACGAGGGGGGCGCGCCCUACAACGCCGCCGGCGAACACCCCCCCCACGGCGUCCAGCCCUACUCCAAAGGCUACAUGUACUAAAUCCCCUCGCUUGUACCCUAAAACUACUUCCUACCCCCCCCCCCCCCCCAAUUUUGCCUUCCCAUUGCACCUAUUGCACACGCAGCCCCCACCCUCCCUCUCGCCCCCCUCCCACUCCCCAUGUAUAUACACACACACACACACACACUACAACUACGGUGUUUUUGUUUUUAAAUUAAUCUCACGAGGGAGUUUUGUUUCGCGGGCCUUCGCGUCCAAUCCGAGGCCUCCAAACACGACUUUGGAUCAAGAGAUUGCUUAAUAAAUACUCCAACAAAUUAUCAACGCAUUUGUCUCCUGACUGCUUAUUAACAAAACAACACUAUUUACGUUUGCGCCACGAAUGUUUUUAAUGGUUUGAAAUGAAAUUGGAUACUUGCAAAACGUCCUAUAAUUCACAUUUAGUAUUUUACGAUAUUUACAAUAUGAGAUAUAGUUUGUAGCAAGACUUUUUAAUGCAUUUGGAAGAUAUGAUUAAAACUUGAUAAUCCUUUUACAAAUGAUAUUAAAAUAGUCUUACUACAAAAGCUCUGUCAUAUUCAAAAAUUAUAGCACGACCUUGAUGACACGUUUAUUAUGAAUUUUUUUACAACGGCGUCAAUCUACCAAUUA
Messenger RNA from Syngnathoides biaculeatus (alligator pipefish), 3373 nucleotides. It is a transcript of the gene etv4, whose product is annotated as ETS variant transcription factor 4. Gene Ontology annotation, biological process: regulation of transcription by RNA polymerase II; cell differentiation. The transcript is spliced from 12 exons. Gene Ontology annotation, cellular component: nucleus. Lineage: Eukaryota; Metazoa; Chordata; Actinopteri; Syngnathiformes; Syngnathidae. Bases 1214 to 2761 code for a protein of 515 amino acids. The record is from RefSeq and is a predicted model, not a curated record. Gene Ontology annotation, molecular function: DNA-binding transcription factor activity, RNA polymerase II-specific; sequence-specific DNA binding.